Ceratotherium simum simum (southern white rhinoceros) is the source of this 1793-nucleotide messenger RNA. RefSeq names its product zinc and ring finger 2 (gene ZNRF2). Gene Ontology annotation, cellular component: membrane; cytoplasm; intracellular membrane-bounded organelle. Gene Ontology annotation, molecular function: ubiquitin protein ligase activity. The record is from RefSeq and is a predicted model, not a curated record. Lineage: Eukaryota; Metazoa; Chordata; Mammalia; Perissodactyla; Rhinocerotidae. Gene Ontology annotation, biological process: proteasome-mediated ubiquitin-dependent protein catabolic process; protein K48-linked ubiquitination.
GGCGGCCCCGCGCAGCCGCUCCCUCGGCGGGGCCGUGGGGAGCGUGGCGUCGGGGCCCCGCGGCGCGCAGUCCUCCUUCAACAUCCCCAACAGCAGCAGCGGCCCGUACGGCUCGCAGGACUCGGUCCACAGCAGCCCCGAGGACGGCGGCGGCGGCAGGGACCGGCCGGCGGGCGGGGGCCCCGGUGGGCCGCGCCUGGUGAUCGGCUCCUUACCAGCUCACCUCUCGCCGCACAUGUUCGGAGGAUUUAAGUGCCCUGUAUGCUCAAAAUUUGUACCCUCAGAUGAAAUGGAUUUGCAUCUUGUGAUGUGUUUAACAAAGCCAAGAAUAACAUAUAAUGAGGAUGUACUGAGUAAAGAUGCUGGGGAAUGUGCAAUAUGCCUUGAAGAGCUGCAGCAGGGGGAUACUAUAGCACGACUGCCCUGUCUAUGCAUAUAUCACAAAGGCUGCAUAGAUGAAUGGUUUGAAGUAAAUAGAUCUUGCCCUGAGCACCCUUCAGAUUAAGCAUCAGCUUCCUGUUUUUUAGAUGCUUGAAAAACCAAGAGGAUAUGAGGAUCUGUCUCUGGAAAAACAAAAACAAAAAUGCAGGCAUACUCAGCCAGAAAUCUGAGUUCUGUGAGACUUGGAAAUGCAGAGAUGGACAAUCAUACAGGAAAAAAUCCUGCUGCAGAGAGGACAGUUGCUGCAGAACUCAGUGUACCAAACAUGCAUAUAAAGGACACACAGGGAUUUUGGAAAUGCUGCACAUCCCUAAAUAGUUAUCUACAUAGGUAAUACUGAUAAACAUUUUGUAUUCAGACGCCAAAGUUAACUGAUCUAAAAGUUGAUUUACUUUUUAUUAAGUUCUCUAGAGCUGCGCAACUCAUUGUGUUUUGAUUUAUUGUGUUUUUUAGUUUGGGGUCUCUUCAUUUUCCCCCAACAUGAUGUUUCUGCAUUCAUCUAUUCUUAAAUAAUUUAAGACCACAUAAUUUACUUCUUAUAAAUUAAAGUCUUAAAUGUGAAACCAAGAAAUGUAAUCAAGAAGUAAAACAUUCUCUGAAUGUAGACCAUGAUCUCAAGUUCUUCUAUUUUUUUCCCCAAGAGUGGAAAAUAGACUUCUACAUAGGAAAGCUAAAAUAUGUUAAUAUUUUAAAUUAAAGGUUUAACAUUAUCAGAAUGCAGUCCAAAGACUAGAAUCAAGUUACAUAAUUACAUUUUAAUUAAUUAAAUCUAGGAUUGUCUACUGAAUUGCAAUUUAUUAAAUACAUUGUUUCCUCUUAAAACUGCUCAACAGUUAAUCAGCAAUGAAUCAUCUUGCAGCUAUGCAACUUUUAAAAAAAUAAGAAUUACCAAUUUUAAGUGCUGCCAGCUACAAUAACUUUUGUUUUAACGGGUAUUUUUGUUUGUUUUUUUCAUGUAAUUAUUUUAUUGUGCUUUGCAUCUCCAGGAAGUUUUCCCACAUUUGGGUGAAAUGUUUAGCAGGUUAUAAACUUAAUAACUUAUGAAAAGGGUAAAAUAAAAUUUUCUUGAGUGGAACUUGGAAUAAUUUGAGGGAUAUUUUAUAUACUUUUAAAAAUCAGAAUUUAAUUGGGAUGCCAGAUUUAUAGCAAUUUGCAUCUUUAAUUUUCCAGGUAAUCUGGAGGUUAGUGUUUGAUAAAUGAUUUUUUUAAAGCAAAUAUGAAGAUUUUGUUAAUUUAUAAUUUAUUAAUGUGUUAUUACUGUAAUUGAAAAAUGUUAUAGAGACUUUUAAAUUCAGUCUUGUUUAGAAAGAAAUGUAUUAAGCAAAAUUAUGUGAAUAAAUAUUCCCACAAAA